Messenger RNA from Phlebotomus papatasi, 3343 nucleotides. It is a transcript of the gene Axud1, whose product is annotated as cysteine/serine-rich nuclear protein 1. The transcript is spliced from 4 exons. NCBI's taxonomy places the organism in Eukaryota, Metazoa, Arthropoda, Insecta, Diptera, Psychodidae. Gene Ontology annotation, biological process: regulation of transcription by RNA polymerase II. Gene Ontology annotation, molecular function: sequence-specific DNA binding; DNA-binding transcription factor activity, RNA polymerase II-specific. The coding region runs from base 93 to 1664 and encodes 523 amino acids. Gene Ontology annotation, cellular component: nucleus. The record is from RefSeq and is a predicted model, not a curated record.
AUUGUCACUUUUUUACAGUGUUAACUUCAGUGUGGUGGAAAAGCAACAAAAAUUUUUAUUUUCCAAAUGUAUAAAAUGUGCUCAAAAUCAUAAUGUUAAAACCAAUAAAGUCCUUUUUGACGUACUUGAGUGUUUUCGGGACAUCUGUAAAUAUGGACGAAUGUGACGAUGAGACGCCCAUAGAGACGGAAAAAGUGAUCGAAUACGAGGAUAUUGGGGAGGAUCCACUCUCAGAUCCACUAGCUCUGGAUGAGAGUAGUCAUAGUGGUCGUGGUGCACAGAAUUGUACAGUUACGAUACCCGUCGUUGAAGAGGAGGAAGAGGAGAAGGAUGUGGUGGAGGUUGCUAAAGAGACAGUUGAUCAGCAGCAGCAGGAAGAGGAUAAUAUCCUCUUUGUGGACAUUGAAGAGAUCCAGAAUGCUGGAUGUGAGGAACAGACACUGCCGGAGGAGGAGCCUGUGGUAAAUAGUGGGCAGGAGGAUAUUGAAGCUAGGAGUGAGGGUUCAGAUUCGGGUUUAGGGCCAGAAUCAGCUGCUAAUCCUGCACUAGUUCAGCCACCGCAGCCACAGAGGAGUGCCCUGAAGAGGAGAUCUUCAGAGGCAGCAGAUGGGGCCAAACGAUGCAGGCGGAGUAUUCAAUUUGAGAAGGUGACUGUGUACUAUUUCCCCCGGACGCAGGGUUUCGUCUGUGUACCAUCGCAGGGUGGUUGUACACUGGGUAUGAGCUUCAAUCACAGCGACGUUAGGACUUUUUCACUCAGUGAAGCUGCAGAGCAGCGACGGAUGCAGCAUCAGCAGCGUCUACAGGAGCUCAAUCAGAGGCAAUCUUCCAGUGAUGACACAGACAGCGACGAUGAACCGAGUGAAAGUGCUUCAGAUGCCGAUACUGAGAGCUACGGACUCCUGCAGACGGUCACCAUGAAGCAGCGACGGGCGCUCCUCAAAGCUUCCGGUGUACAAAAUAUUGAUCCCAUCGAGAAGAAGGAAUGCAGCCUCAUUCGCACCUCGCGGGAAUCCUGCGGUUGCAACUGCCGUGGAUACUGUGAUCCGGAGACGUGCUCGUGCAGUGAAUCAGGGAUUAGGUGUCAAGUGGAUAGGCCAAAUUUUCCAUGUGGAUGUACUCGAGGUGGCUGUGCAAAUCCCAUGGGUCGUAUUGAAUUCAAUCCCGAAAGGGUUAGGGAGCACUUCAAUGAUACCAUAAUGAUGCUGGAGCUGGAGAGGGAAGAGCUUGGUGGUGGACAGGAGGAAGCCGGAACAUCUGAAUGGCUACCGCAGCUCAGUGAAGUACCAACAGAGACUGAUGCCCUAGAUUACUAUGGCAAGGAGCAGUAUAUCAUACCACCAACAUUGCCCAGUUCUCUCGAUCUCCAAUAUCGCGAUGGCAUUGGGGAGUUUCUGGAGGAGCAGCAAUUGUACAAUUUUGACCAGAGCACGGUACCAAAGCUACCAAUACCAUGCUACAAUUCAAAUUAUCUGCCUCAACCCGAAUACCAUUUGCCAACGAAUUCCUACGCCAGUCCACCACUUCUCAUGCCCAGUCUCUACGAGGAGCGCUAUCCAGACUUUAGCACAGCUCCCAGUCUUACCUCCCACCCUAGCACAAUCGUUAGCCAUUUACCACAACAGCCCGAAGACACUUCCAGCGGCACAACACCGCCCAUAUGAGAAGAUGUCACUUUUUGGAGAUUUUGCUCCCACGCUUAAACCUGCCUCACCGAUGUAAGAUCUGAGUUGGACGUUAAGUUGUUUUCUGCGAUAGCUAAACUUUCGUUGUUAUCAUCUGGAUUCCAAAGUUUUCGUCAACAUCUGCUACUGUUUUAAGUCUUCAAAGGACAGCUUAAUUUCAUUUCAUCUAAUAAUAGAAUAGGCAUUCAUUAAUAUUUUCAAUUAAAAAAAAAAGUAAUAAUAAAAGAUUUUACAUGAACUCUCGAAAAAGUUCAACUGGACAUAUAAUACAGGCAUAAAGUAAAAUUAGAAAAUUCAGCAUAAUACAUUUUUGAAAAAAAAUUAAAAUUGAAUUAAAAAAAAAGAAAGAGAAAAAUCUUUGCAUACAAUUGAAUAGAUUCGUUGCAGGGCUAUUUAAUAUUUAUAUUUACGUUUAUUUAUUUAGUUUAUUUUUUUGCAAUAUUGAAAUAUUGAACAUUAUUAAAUACCCAAAAGACUUUUGAAAAACAUAUAUUGCAAACCAAAUAAUAUUUUUAAUUAUUUUAGCAUUUUUGCCCAUAUUAAAAAAAUAUUAUGCUGAAUAUUUGAAGAAUAAGACAAAAGACAUUUUUCCCUUUAAAAAGAAUAUGUAUAAAUAAUUUUCAAAUCAAAGGAAUAGUUUUUUAGAUUUCGUUUUUUAUGGCGCUGGCAGACCUUUUCAAUUUAGUAAAAUUCAAUCGCUUCAAAUUUUAACCUCUUACUCUUUCAAACUGAAAUAUGAUAUGUUUGUCUCUUUCUAUCAAAUGAAAAUUGAAAUUUCAAUUUAAUUUUCAAUUUAAAUUUUAAUGGCGCUGGCACACCUUUUCAAUUUAGUGAAAUUCAAUCGAUUGAAAUUUUACCUCUCUUACUCUUUCAAACUGAAAUCAGAUAUAGCUGUCUCUUUCUGUCAAAUGAAAAUUGAAAUUUCAAUUUCAUUUUCAAUUUCAAUUUUAAAUUUAAUUUGACAGAAAAGAGACAGUUUUAUCUGAUUUCAAUUUGAAAGAGUAAGAGGUAAAAUUUCAAUCGACUGAAUUUCACUCAAGUGAAAAGGUGUGCCAGCGCCAUAAAUUUCAUUUUACAGAAAGAGACAGCUGUAUCUGAUCUCAGUUUGAAAGAGUAAGAGAGGUAAUAUUUCAAUCGAUUGAAUUUCACUAAAUUGAAAAGGUGUGCCAGCACCAUUAAGAAUUAAAAACACCUUUUAAAUGAAUCCUUUUGAAGAUUGAAUAACACUUUUGCCCACUUUGCAAAUACUCAGAGAUAAUGACAAUAUGUUCCCGAGUUUUUCUAUAUUGAUCUUAUAAGUCCAUUGAUUUGGAUGAUCUCCGUGAAUUCUUGUUUUUUUUUAAGUUCUUCUUAUUUUUUGUAAAUGACUGUUUUAGAAGCAGAAAUUGUAAGAAGAAUAUUGUACAUUUGUUUUAUCUUAGUUAAGAAAUUAUUAUUAAAACUAUUGAGCAGUGUUUGGAUAAUUGUGUAAAAAAUUAUUAUAUAUGUAGAAAAAUGAAGGAAAUAACACUGAUCAUCAAAAGAUAAAAAAAAAAUAAUACGUAUCAUGAUUUAUUCAUGGACGAAAACAAGUAUGAAAAGAACAUUAAAAUAAAAGAAAAAAGAAAAACAUUUUGUAGGGAGAAAUAGCAAUUAAAAUUUCAGAGUAUUUUCUAAAA